AUGACUGGCGUCAUCGAAGCGCUGCACAUCUAUGAUGAGCACAAGCGCGUCAUCCUCUCCCACACCUACCACUCCCGUCCGCUAUCAGCAGCGCAUCUGCUGCCCCUCUACCUCGACCACCCAGCACCGCGUCCGAACCUGAUAUAUCUACCAAACACCAACCCCCCGACCUUAGUCUUCAGCUUGACCCACGCAGAUAUAUUAUAUCUGGCCACUUCAUCCUCGGAAAUAGAACCUCUCCUCGUCCUCGAGUUUCUCCACCGCAUAGUCGAUGUGCUGGAGGAAUUCCUCGGUGCGCCGGUUUUGGCCCACAAGAUCGAGGCCAACUACGAUGUCGUAGCCCAACUUCUUACCGAGAUGUGCGAUGCCGGCAUAGUCAACACCACGGAGCCCAACGCGCUACGAGAUGUUGUCGAAGUGGAAGGUUUUCUGGGGAAACUGCUGGGAGGUCUGAGUCUGCCCAACAAGCCCGGCCUGGCCCCGGGCCUCAACGCUCCUGCAUUUUCCCCAUUGGCCGCGCAGAAUGGCCCCGCGCUGCCGUGGAGAAGAGCCAACGUGAGGCAUACAUCGAACGAGCUGUACGCCGACGUCGUUGAGACCCUAUCUGUCACUCUGGCUCCCUCUGGCCGACCCAUUGCUGCCUUUGCGAACGGCACCAUCGCCUUUACCUCCAAAGUCUCGGGAGUUCCUGAUAUUACCAUGAACCUCACAGGACGCGAGGGAAAACACAACUUGGCCAAUGUAAUGGAGCUCCCUGUCUUCCACCCUUGUGUGCGGCUGAAUCGAUGGAACACGAGCCCUGGGGAACUAAGCUUCAUCCCUCCCGAUGGGCGGUUCAUAUUAGCGGGUUAUGAGGUUGACCUCCUACCGUUUAGUAAUGGCAAGAGCGGCAGUCUCAGCUCAAAUAGUCUCCAACUGCCCGUCAGCCUGGAGGUCAAGACAGGCUUGGGGCCGACAGGUUCGGAUUUCGAUAUCAGGCUUCAGAUCAACAGGAUCCCCGGCGCGAGAGGUCCCACUGGCCCGUCUGGCAGGGGCGGUGCCUCUGGAGCUAGGACCUUUGGAGGACCGCAAUCUGGCACGGCAGCAGACCCAUCGCUACACGAUGUUGCCGUAACGAUCCCGCUGCCCUCGGAUGUUAGGAACCUCUCCGAUGUGCGGCCUAGUAAAGGCGACGCCACCUAUAACCCCGGGGACAAGUUCUUGGAGUGGCACAUACCACAGAAGGAACUCUCGUCGGGGACGUCUUACUAUAGCCUCAAGGCAACAGUGCUGGGAGCCCUGACGGUCGAGGAUACCCAGGAUGAUCCAACAGGCUUUGGUUUUGGGAAAGACUACUCGUAUGACGAACCUUAUCAAAGUACUGCAUCGCCAACGGCAGUGAAAAAGGAGAGUGUCGGCGAAGACGAGAAGAACACCAAGAAGCUGGAGCAGAACAAGAUUCUGAUGCCCAGUUCUGCAUCCAUCAGCUUCUCGGUCAAGGGCUGGGUUCCUAGUGGCAUCCGGAUCGAAGGGAUUGUUGUGGACACCAAGAAAAGCCGUGGUCUGGGUGAGGGUGUAAAGCCAUACAAGGGUGUCAAGUAUUUGACCAUCACGACCCCCUUGCGCCACCGCGCAGCUGCUUGCUGUUUUCAAUUACCGAGGCACAGAGUUCCACCCAUCUCGAGAUCUCUACGUAGCGCAUCCGCCAUACCGUGGCAGGUCUCGGUCCCUAGGAGCAGUCGCAAGUAUGGAUCGACCACUUCGACUCUGGGUCCGGCCAAGUCGCCACAGAAGGCCAAGACGGCCAUCUUCUUUCCAGGGCAGGGCGUUCAGAAGAUUGGCAUGACAGACCCCUGGGUCGAGGCUUUUCCGCGCACGGCACAAGAUGUCCUGGACGAGAUCGACUCCUUCAUGGGCUACAAGCUCUCUCACCUCAUCCAGAACGGGCCGUCGAACGACCUCACGGCGACCCCGAAUGCGCAGCCUGCCAUCAUGGCCACGAGCAUACUCAUACUUAGAAUACUGGAGCGAGAGUUUGGCUUCAAGGUGUCCGAACGCAUCGACGUCAGUCUGGGCCAUUCCUUGGGAGAGUUUGCGGCUCUCGUGGCCGCCGGCGUGCUCACCUUCCAAGACGCCUUGUACAUGGUACGGAAACGUGCAGAAGCCAUGGCCGACGCCACGAAACGCGCGAGGGACAAGUGGGGAGGCGAGUACGGCAUGGUGGCCGUGGUCACGGAGCCCGAGUAUCUGACCGGUCUCAUUGCAGCGAUAGACGACUUCGUCGGGUACAGAAGUGCCGGUGCCAGGAGCGGCCACGCCGAGGACAUCCCGCCCAUUGAUCAGGUGCUGAUCGCGAACGUGAACAGCAAGAACCAGAUCGUGCUGAGCGGCAAUGUGGAGAAGAUCAAAGAGCUGAUCGCCCAUGUGCGCCAGUUCUUGGGUCAUGAUCCAAGGGCUGUCCGGUUGAAUAGCGACUCGCCCUUCCACUCCCCCAUCAUGCGACCAGCCGUGUCUGUCAUGAAGGAUCUUGUGUCGGGAAAGAGCAGAGUCAAAGGCCGGGAGGAAGAGGAUGUGGUUACGUUUCCGGGAGAGCUGAUGUGUAUCAGCAACGUCAGUGCGAGGCCGUUUACUAGUAAGGAGGACGUCAAAGACCUACUGGCGAGGCAAUGUCUCGAGACGGUGAACUGGUGGGACAGCGUCAAGUAUCUGGAUCAGGAGGCAGGGGUCAGGAGAUGGCUCGGCAUUGGUCCCGGAAAGGUGGGACGAAACCUUGUCGGCAAAGAGGUGGGCAUGAGAGGCAUGGACAAGGUGAAAGGGGGAGGCGUCUGGGCUAUAACAGAUCCUUAUGAUAUCGAAGACGUCCUGAGGGCUCUGGAAAGGACGGAACACCUAGGGGAGCAUGAGAGUUAA
Molecule: messenger RNA, 2889 nt
Organism: Truncatella angustata
Lineage: Eukaryota; Fungi; Ascomycota; Sordariomycetes; Amphisphaeriales; Sporocadaceae
Product: Adaptor complexes medium subunit family-domain-containing protein
Exons: 4
Coding region: 1-2889 (962 amino acids)
Biological process (GO): vesicle-mediated transport; intracellular protein transport; fatty acid biosynthetic process
Cellular component (GO): clathrin adaptor complex; mitochondrion
Molecular function (GO): [acyl-carrier-protein] S-malonyltransferase activity
Source: RefSeq, a predicted model, not a curated record